Messenger RNA from Heterocephalus glaber (naked mole-rat), 2460 nucleotides. It is a transcript of the gene Shisa3, whose product is annotated as shisa family member 3. Lineage: Eukaryota; Metazoa; Chordata; Mammalia; Rodentia; Bathyergidae. The record is from RefSeq and is a predicted model, not a curated record.
AGGUGGCGCGCGAACCACAGCGCGCAGAGGACGCGCAGCCCGCACCGGGCCCGCCGUGAUUAGCUCCAGCGGCGCGACCCGAGAGGGCGGACUCUUUCUUCACCCCUGUGGUCUCCUCCUCCCUCUGCCUUUUUAAAGGACGCUGGCAGGCAGAACUGUCAGCAACCUAGAGGCUGUUUGUACUUGGCUGCUGCGAGGGUGUCUCCAGCUCUAGUGACAGACAGGGGUGGGGGACCUGCACGUGGGGAACCACUUCUCGGUCCUUUGGGCUCCGCUCCGGACCCGGCGACAGCCACAAGUCAGGACGCUGCGCCGCCCUGGAGGUGGCGGCCCGGGGCGCGAUGGCUCCCGUGAGGCGUGGGGAGGGAGGUGGCCGGGGACUUGGCGCUCCGCUUGCGCCAGGAGCUCAAUGAGCCCGGCAAAGGGCAGCAGCAGCAUUCCUACAACAGGGCUCCUUCGGCGGGCUCCCGCCACUCGCCCCCUAGCACCAUGCUGACCUCUGGCCUGCAGAGCCCGCGGCGCAGCCCCUGCUGCCUCUCCGGCCCCUGCUAACCCUCGCCGAAGCGGGCGCUGCGCCCCGAGGAAGGCGGAACCGUGGUACACCCCGAGCGCCCCAGCUGCGCAACCCUCCCGGAGCCCCAGCUGAGAGUCCCUUCCGGCCGCCCAGGGCGCGCCGCGGCGAUGGGGAGGCUGCUGGCUCUCUGUCUCCUCCUGGGCUGGCUGCGCUGGGACCCAACGGUCGCCCAGCAGCCCGGGGAGUACUGCCACGGCUGGGUGGACGUGCAAGGCAACUACCAUGAGGGUUUCCAGUGCCCAGAGGACUUCGAUACGCUGGACGCCACCAUCUGCUGCGGGUCCUGCGCGCUCCGCUACUGCUGCGCUGCGGCCGACGCCAGGCUGGAGCAGGGAGGCUGCACCAACGACCGUGGCGAGCUGGAGCACCCCGGCAUCACCUCGCAGCCUGUCUACGUCCCCUUCCUGAUCGUCGGCUCCAUCUUCAUUGCAUUCAUCAUAUUGGGCUCCUUAGUGGCCAUUUAUUGUUGCACCUGUUUGAGACCCAAGGAGCCCUCCCAGCAGCCAAUCCGCUUCUCACUCCGCAGCUAUCAGACGGAGACCUUGCCUAUGAUCUUGACCUCCACGAGCCUCAGGGCACCUUCCCGGCAGUCCAGCACAGCCACCAGCUCCAGCUCCACAGGUGGUUCCAUCCGCAGGUUCUCUUUUGCCAGGGCCGAGCCAGGCUGUCUGGUACCCUCACCACCCCCACCUUACACCACGAGCCACCCAAUCCACUUGACCCAACCAUCAGGUUUCCUUGUGUCACCCCAGUAUUUUGCUUAUCCUCUCCAGCAGGAGCCCCCGCUACCUGGGAAGAGCUGUCCAGACUUCAGUUCCAGUUGACAGUACAUGGCCACGAAGCCACUGUGUAGUCAGUGGCAGACAGAUGGAGCACUGUUGCUGUUGCCACACCGAGAUUUCCCUUGCAAGUGCUUAUCAUCGUGGAAAAAAGCUAGGAAGAUACAGUGCCUUCUAGUCUUAAGGUUCUUAGCUCCAGUCAGAAGGUUUGGCUUUGCAAAUAUGGUGACCAUUCCAUUUCAGUUUAUGCCACUUGGAUGUAAAAUGCACAAGAGUUUGACUUUAAAGUUGCAGACUGGCUGAAAACUCAGCUAGCUAUACUGCCUAGAAGAGGGAUACAUGUUGCUUUUUAUGUGUUUAUCGAGUUAGAACCCAAAUAUAUAAUAAAUAAGAAAAGAAAUACCUAAUUGUAAUUAUGAAAGGUUCACUUAAAAAUUAACUACUAAGUAAACUUGAGGGGUCAAGGAACCACCUAUUUAUAACUUUGGGAAUAACCUAGCCAUAAAUAACAUUAGCAUGAUGAGAACAUUUACUUUUUAAAUUAAUAACUAGAUUUUGUUUAAAAUAUAAGAGUUUUGUCAUAAUACAAGGUUUCAGUAACCACAUGGGUUUAAAGUUUUAAAUAUAUACUUAGACAUUCAUUAUAACACAGGUUCUAUGUGAAAUCACUUUUCCAAUACACCAGAGGGCAUAUUUAUUGGAGACUUUUUGUUCAACAACAUUUAGUCUUUAAAUGAGAGUUGGACAGUUGGGUCUUAAAACAUUUAUUUGUAAAAUGAGUUAUGUAUAAAUGUAAAGAACUGUAAUUUAAUGUAUUUACCACAUUGAUGAUACUAAUUAUUUACUAGUCACACUGAUUUUUAUGUUAAUAACUGUGGAAUUUAAAGUGUAGCUAUUGGUGUAAUCAUCUAAUACUACAUGUCUCAAAUGCCACUGAAUUCCAUGUCUAAUGACUACAUAUUUGGGCAUAUAUCCUGCUGGGUUAGAAUAAAUAAAAUUCAUUUUCAAGGAUUCUAUUUGAAAAUUUAAAUCAAAGUAAUUAAUUUUAUCCCCUUAGUGAUAAAUCUUUGCUAUUCAAUAAAAGGAAAUGUCUUUACUUAACACAUA